Phoenix dactylifera (date palm) is the source of this 1244-nucleotide messenger RNA. RefSeq names its product non-functional NADPH-dependent codeinone reductase 2-like. The record is from RefSeq and is a predicted model, not a curated record. Gene Ontology annotation, molecular function: oxidoreductase activity, acting on the CH-OH group of donors, NAD or NADP as acceptor. NCBI's taxonomy places the organism in Eukaryota, Viridiplantae, Streptophyta, Magnoliopsida, Arecales, Arecaceae.
CACGUGCACACGCACGUGUUUGGAUAGGUUCUUUUGGGGCUUCCGAGACGGCUAGGAUCCGGGAUUAGAGAUGUUGCGCGUACCGGAGGUGGCCCUGAGCUCCGGCGGCUCCCGGCCCAUCCCCAUGGUGGGCAUGGGCACCGCGGGGCGCCCCGUCGUGCCGGAGAACGUAACGCUCGCCGUCCUCCAAGCCAUCGAGCUUGGCUACCGCCACUUCGAUACCUCUUCCCUCUACCAAACGGAGCGGCCCCUCGGCGAGGCCAUUGCCGGAGCCUUGCGGCGGGGCCUCGUCAAGUCCCGGAGCGAGCUCUUCGUCACCUCCAAGCUAUGGUGCAGCGAUUCCCACCGUGACCUCGUCCUCCCGGCCCUCCACAGGAGCCUCCGAAAUCUCCAGUUGGAUUACCUUGAUCUCUAUCUAAUUCAUUGGCCUAUGAGCUUAAAGCCUGGGGCUUGCAGUUUUCCCAUAAAUAAGGAAGACAUUCUUCCCUUGGACUUGAUGUCUGUUUGGCAAGCCAUGGAGGAGUGCCAAAAGCUUGGCUUGGCAAAGUCAAUUGGUGUCAGCAAUUUCUCACGAAAGAAAUUAGAAGAGUUGCUCGCAUUUGCAAAAAUGCCUCCAGCUGUCAACCAGGUUGAGAUGAAUCCGCUUUGGCAGCAGAAGAAAUUGAGGGAGUUCUGCAAGGAGAAGGGCAUACAUAUAACUGCUUGCUCUCCCAUAGGAGGCCAAGAUAGACCAGGGAGCAGGAAUCUGGUGAUGGAGUCUAAAGUUCUCCAAGAGAUUGCUAAGACUAGGGGAAAGACUGUGCCUCAGGUUUCCUUGAGAUGGGUAUAUGAACAAGGGGCGAGCUUGGCAGUGAAAAGCUUUAACAAGGAAAGGCUCGCGGAGAAUAUCAGCAUUUUUGAUUGGGAAUUAAGUGAUGAAGAACAUCAGGAAAUUAGUCAAAUUUCGCAAUGUAAGAAGUAUUCAGUGCAGACUUUACUCUCCCAUGAUGGGUCUGGUAAGCUGCUUGGCCUUUCAGAUUUUGACGUCCUUGACGAGUAAUAAACCGAAUGUAUUGUAUGAUUCGAGAAAAAUUAUCGUUACGUCCGAAAAAAGAUAAAUUAUUCUAUCUAUUAAUGCUUUGUAUUUUAUAUUUUUCUCCAUGGCCGGUUAUAUAUUUUUAGCUCUUGGUUUAUACAACCCUAAAUUAUACUCCUUUGUCGUCUUUGUGCGGUUACUAUGUGGAUCAAACAAGUUCCUUGUUUUA